Lolium perenne is the source of this 1327-nucleotide messenger RNA. RefSeq lists its product as uncharacterized. The record is from RefSeq and is a predicted model, not a curated record. NCBI's taxonomy places the organism in Eukaryota, Viridiplantae, Streptophyta, Magnoliopsida, Poales, Poaceae.
AUGGGGAGAAGCAAGGGCGCCACCGCUCCCAAGAUUAACGGCGAGGCUCCCAGGCCAUGCCCCAGCCUGAUCCCUGACCUGCUGUCGAACAUCCACGACCGGCUGGGCUUCCUGGACCGCGUGGCCUUCGCCGCCGUCUUCGCCUCGUCCUGCGACGACGACCUGUUCAAGCCUCACGCGCCGUGGCUCGUCUUCCCCCGCAACACGCCGGAGACCGUCGAGCUCUUCACCAUCGCCGAUCAGCGCGGCGCCACCGUGCCCGCCCCGGCGCCCGCGCUGCGCGACCACGUAAUCGUCGGCUCCGCCCGCGGGUGGCUCGCGACUGCCGACGCCCGGGGCCAGAUCUACCUCGUCAACCCGGCGACCGGCGAGCAGCACGAGCUCCCGCACAUCGCCACCACGGGCGUGUUCCUGCCCAGCGCCAAGUACCACCACUUCUCCCUGGUGAUGGAGCCCUUCCUGACCAUCAGGUACGGCCACGGGCCGCCGUUCAACCACUGCUGGGUGAACACGCACACGUGGGACAACAGCCUGAUGCGCACGCAGUUCUACCGCAAGGUGGUGCUCUCGUCGUCGUCCCCGCGCCCGGGCGCCUACGAGGCGAUGCUACUUUGGAGGCGAGAACUCGGCGCCCCGGCCUUCGCCUCGGCGGAGGACCCCUCGUGGAGCCUGGCCCGCUCGCCGGAGGGCGUGGAGGACGCUAUCCACCACGACGGCCAGUUCUACUCCGUGUCCUACGCGGGCCUCGUGGAGGCGUGGGAGCGCGACGCCGGCUCCGGCGAGUACACCAGCACGGCCGUCGCGCCAAGGCUGCUGGCCGUGGAAGAACACAAGCAGGAAGACGGAGAGCCGUCGUGCCGCAAGUACCUCGCGGCAGCGCCAGGCGGGCGGCUUAUGGUGGUGAUCAAGUACUACUACUACGCCGAGCUGCAGGGCCGUCGCAGCUGGUCGUGCUCCUUCAAGGUACAUGUCUUAGGGGACGACGGGCAGUGGAAGGAGAGGACGGACGUCGGCGACCUCGCGCUGUUCGUGGGGAUGAACAACUCGCUGUGCUUGCCGACGACAGGGCGCCCGCAGAUCGAGGCCGGCUGCGUCUACUAUACCGGCGACGAGCUCGGGUCCUUGGAGGCGCGGAAGGGCUCCUUGUCGUCGCACUCGUACGGCAGUCGGGAUGGCUCUGAUCUACGGGCCGUCGGGGUGUACAGUCUCAAGGACGGCACGCUGAAGAAGAUGGAGGCGCUCGGGAAGGAGCAGCGAAGCUUCUACCCGCCGCCGGCGUGGAUCACGCCUUCCGUCCCGUGAACUGAUCCGUGCGUAUGUGUACCGA